Trichobilharzia szidati is the source of this 765-nucleotide messenger RNA. NCBI's taxonomy places the organism in Eukaryota, Metazoa, Platyhelminthes, Trematoda, Strigeidida, Schistosomatidae. The record is from the annotation of a GenBank genome assembly.
AAUUUUAUGGCGCAGUAGUCUACCUAUGUCAAAUGAACUCUCUUCGGUCAAUUGUUCAGCAUCGCAAUUUUAUGUGCCCACAGAGAAUAAUUCGGGUUUUCAUAUUUGCAGCACAAAAGAUGCUGGCUCACCAAGGAGAAAUGUUGCACGCUUUCAACGCCCUACAGCAUUGCUGAGUGAAAGACAUAGGUCUGAGUCUCCUGCAACUCGUUCGAAAAGCAGACAGAAUGAGUUGGCUGCCACCCUCGACCGACAGCAUGACAAGUAUGACUUUGAGUCCUUGCAGAGAGAAAUUACCAAAAGAAGUGGAGUCCUCGUUUUUGGAAACAAAGUACUAAGCUUUUUUCAUACUCAUUUCAUAGGUUUUGCAUGCAAAAACAGACGACUUCAUCAAUGAAGGGUGCUUGGGUUCUGGGACCUGUAGUUCUGUAUAUAAAAUGCGGCACCGUUCAAAACAUGAUAUUGUUAUGGCUGUUAAGCAGAUGCGUGUGUCAUCUACGUAUGAAGAGGAAAACAAACGCAUUAUGAUGGACCUAAACAUUGUUACCAAAAGUUUUGAUUGUGCUCACAUUGUCGAAUGCUUUGGGAUAUUUUUUUCAGGAGGUGAUGUUUGGAUAUGUAUGGAGGUCAUGUCAACUUGCUUGGACAAGCUGUACCACGAUUUGCAUCGUCCAUUUCCUGAGAAAGUAUUGGGAAAAGUGACUGUAGCUGUAAGUUUGGUUGACUAUCCUUUAAUCCUUUAUAAAGAUCACUACUGCUCUAGAC